AGAGCGGAGGCCUCUGGCAGACCGCGGGCGCCGCCAGCCCUUUAGGUUGCAGGGUCCCAGUCGCGCGGCGGGGUCAGGGGGGCCUGGAGGUGUCGGCGACCCAGGCCCCCGCCCAGCGCCGGGAGGGACACCCCGGCCUCUAGCCGAGCCCCGCCCCCCAGGCACCGCCCACGCGCCGCCCCCGCCGUGGCAGAAAGCCUAGGGGUGGUCUCGGGUCCUGGGUACGGGAGGAAUCCUGCAGGUGCCAGUCACCCGAGUGGGGACCCGCGGAGCGGCUGCGGAGCUCGGCCUGGAGUCGUCGGGAUCCGGGCCCGGAGGGAGGAGCGGCGCGGUGCCGGAAGGGACCCUGCAUCAUGGACGCUCUUUCUGAAGCAAAUGGCACCUUUGCCAUCCAGCUUUUAAAGAUACUGUGUCAAGACAACCCUUCACACAACGUGUUCUAUUCUCCUGUGAGCAUCUCCUCAGCCCUGGCCAUGGUCUUCAUGGGGGCAAAAGGAAACACUGCUGCCCAGAUGGCCCAGGUGCUUUCAUUAAGCACAGAGAAAGACAUUCAUCAGAAUUUCCAGUCACUUCUUGCUGAAGUGAACAAACCUGGCACCAAGUACUUGCUCAGAACAGCCAACAGGCUCUUUGGAGAAAAGACUUGUGAAUUCCUCCCGACCUUUAAGGAAUCCUGUCUUCGGUUCUACCAUGCUAAGCUGGAGCAGCUUUCCUUUGCCAAUGCUGUGGAGCAGUGCAGGAAACACAUCAACACUUGGGUCUCAAAAAAGACUGAAGGUAAAAUUCGAGAAUUAUUGCCAAGUAACUCAAUCAAUGCACACACCAGGCUGGUUCUUGUCAAUGCCAUCUACUUCAAAGGAAGGUGGAAUGAACAGUUCAACAAAAUGUACACAAGGGAAAUGCCUUUUAAAAUAAACCAGAGGGAGCAAAAGCCAGUGCAGAUGAUGUUUCAGGAAGCUACGUUUAAGCUUGCCUAUAUUAAAGAGGUGCAGACCCAGGUCCUGGAGCUGCCCUACGAGGGUAAGGAGCUGAGCAUGGUCAUUCUGCUUCCGGACGACAACGUGGAUCUAAGCUUGGUGGAAAAAAAUCUCACUUUGGAGAAAUUCAGAGCCUGGACCAAGCCAGACCGUAUGCAGAGCACCGAAGUGGAAGUUUACCUUCCGAGAUUUCAACUGGAAGAGGACUAUGACAUGGAAUCUGUGCUCCGGGGUCUGGGAAUGGUUGAUGCCUUUCAGGAGGACGAGGCUGACUUUUCGGCAAUGUCAGGCGAGAGAGAUCUGUGUCUGUCCAAGUUUGUGCACAAGAGUUUUGUGGAGGUGAACGAGGAAGGCACGGAGGCCGCCGCUGCUUCAGCCAUCUUGGUUGUGGAGUGCUGCAUGGAUUCUGGCCCCACGUUCUGCGCCGACCACCCCUUCCUUUUCUUCAUUAGGCACAAUGUGGCCAACACUAUUCUGUUCUGUGGCAGGUUUUCCUCUCCGUAAGGGUGAGCAUUCCCCUCUUUCUGUGUCCUCCUGCCCUGUUCCGUACCCUGGGAAGAUGGGCCUUCGAAGCGCAGUGCAAAGGUGAGGGCACAUGCCUCCCGCAUCUCGAUCCCAUGCUUUUCCACACCCAGCUCUCCCCAUCCUGACCACUCAUUUGCCCUACUUAGCCAAGUUCAUGGGACAAGAGACCUUAAUGCUUCCCUGUAGGAUUUAAAGUGCAGUCCGAAUCCUAUAGGAUGGAAUGCAAAGUUUCCCUAGAUGGCCCCAGACUUACUGCCCCCUCAUUCCCCUUGUAAUUCAUUCUAGUGACACUGUGUUCUGCCUUGUACCUCAAAUCUGGUUGCAUACUUGCCUUAGCCUGUUUCAGUAGUAAUAAAUGCUGCUACCUGAGGCUAUUAUUUUAUACUCUGCCUGGUGCAUGGGCUUCUUAGAAAGCUUUAAUGCACAUUUUUAUUUUAUCUUUGACAUUCGUGCCUCACUAAGUAGGUGGCAAACAGGGCAUCAGGCAUUGGAGACAAAGGGGGCAGAGUCAUGGUCUUUUGACACCUGGUCUUUAAUACUCAUGCCAGAGUAGCUUUUAUGACAGCCAGGUUGGACGAGGUAAUGUCCUUAAACUUAUCAUGUGAUCCCCUUGUAGGGAGCCCCUUUCCUUCUGUUCUUGUAUUUUCUCCACCUCCAACUCUAACAAAAAUUCCGCUCAACUCUUAAAGUUCAUUUCCAAUGUCAUUUCCAGGAAAAUUUUCCUUUUCUACAUAAGCAGGUGUGCAUCUUUGAACUCUCAUUGCAUACCGAGGGAGGGCAUUUCUCUUAUGGCGGUUGCUUUAUUUAUUAAUCAUCUGUGUUCUCCAACUGGACCUUAAAUUCCUCAGGGGUUGGGACUAUAUUUUACGUGUCUAUGUGCCAUGUACAAUGCAGCAGUAAGUAAUUUCAUCAUAGAUGAGCUCUGUAAUUUUUUAAGAAAGUGAUUAGAUAUCAGUGACAUAUUGGGGCCUUUUUAAAGAAUUUGUUAUCGAGGUGAAAUUCACAAAGCAUGAAAUUAACCAUUUUAAAGCGAACAAUGCAGUGGCCUUAGUACAUUAAAAAUGUUGUGCAACCACCACCUUUAUCUAGUUCCAAAAAAUGUUCAUCACCCCAAAGGAAAACCCUGUGCAGUUACUCCCCCCACCCCCAAUCCAACUCCUGGCAACUGCCAAUCUGCUUUCUAUCUCUAUGGAUUUACCUACUCUGGAUAGUUUAUAUAAAUGAAUUAUAUAACAUAUGGCCUUUUGUUUUUGGCUUUUAAUCAGGAUGACACGCUCAUUCAUGUUGUGGCAUGUGCUUCAUCUCUCUUUAUGAUUGAAUAAUAUUCCACCAUAUAGCUGUAGCAUAAGAUUUGUUUAUCCAUUCAUUCGUUGGUGGACAUUUGAUUUGUUUCCAUCUUUUGGCUAUGUAUGAGUAAUCCUUCUACAAACAUGCACAUACAUGUAUUUGUUUGGAUAGCUGUUGUAUUAAGGGUUCCAGUUUCUUCACAUCCUUAUGAACACUUGUUAUUUCCCACCCCUCUUUUUAUAAAAAAAUGGUGGCCUCUCUAAGUGGGUAGGAAGUGAAAUCUCAUUGUGUGUUUUAUUUGCAUUUUCCUAUGACUAAUAGUGUUGAGCAUCUUUUUAUGUGCUUACUGGCCAUUUGGAUAUCUUCUUUGGAGAUAAGUCUAUUCAAGUCCUUUGUUCAUUUUUUCAUUGGGUUGUCUUUUCGUUGUCAAGUUGUAAGAAUUAUUUAUAUAUACUGGAUACAAGACCCUUAUCAGAUAUAUCGUUUGCAAAUAUUCUCUCCCAUUGCUUAGGUUAUAUUUUCCCUUUCUUGAUAAUGCCCUGGAUCCACAAAGGUUUUUAAUUUCAAUGAAGUCCAGUUUAUCUACUUUUUCUUUUGUUACUCAUACUUAUGGUAUCAUAUGUAAGAAUCCUUUGUCAAAUCCAAAGUCACGAAAAUUUACAACUAUUUUUUUCAUAAGACUUUUAUGAUUUUAGCUCUUAAAUUUAGAACGUUAAUCCAUUUUGAUGUAUACGAUGUGAGGUAGGGUCCAACUUAAUUUUUUUGCAUAUGGGAUAUCAAUUGUCUCAUCACCUAUAACUGCUUUUGAAUUGCAAAAGGAUGUUGAUAAUAGAUUAAAAAAUAAUAUCUAAACAAGUGAUAAGGUGAAAAAUUAUACAACUGGCAUAUAUAUAUCAAAUCCAUUCCAUGAAUGGAAUCCAUAACCAGACUGAAAGAAAAUAUUAUAAAAAAUCAGUAAGGAAUUAACACUAGGGUAUACAAAGAACUCCUGCAAAUCAAAGAGAACAAGGCUGUCAAUUAGUAAUCAGAAAAAUACAAAUAAAAUACCAUGAGAUACUGCUCAGCAUCCAUCGGAUUGGUGUCAGAAAGUUGGAUACCAUGCAGCAUCAGCCAGGAAGUAGGGAAAUUUAGGAGCACUUAUGGGAACAAGAACCAAUAUGGCCCAGAUAGGAAGCAAUCUGGCAGUGAACUCAAUUGGUGUCUGCUCUGUGCUCAUUUCUGGGUGUGUGGCCCAGUGAUGUCAUUGCACAGGUCCCCAGAGGUACGGGCACAAGGGGGUUCACUGCAACUUCAUCUAUGUUGGCAAUGAAUUGGAAGCUACCUAAGUGUCCAUCUCAAUGGGAAUAGAUAAUGAAGAUGUGGGCAUACUUUGUGACACUGUAUGAGUUAGACCAAAGUACAAAGUAGGUGUACAUUCAGUCUUAUGGAUAGAUGAUGUUGAGUAAAAAAAAAUAUAUGUGUGUAUAUAUAUAUAUAUAUAUAUAUAGUUUAACAACUUAUAAGUUUUACUUACGUAGAGUAAAAAAAUCUCUGUAGUAUAUAUUAUACAAGCAUACACACCUAUUGUAUUUCUUUUAUUGGUGAGAAACUUUUCAUAAAUUUUGCUAUGAUGUUUUAUUAA
This is a messenger RNA of Zalophus californianus (California sea lion), 4410 nucleotides long. It is a transcript of the gene SERPINB9, whose product is annotated as serpin family B member 9. NCBI's taxonomy places the organism in Eukaryota, Metazoa, Chordata, Mammalia, Carnivora, Otariidae. Gene Ontology annotation, cellular component: cytoplasm. The transcript is spliced from 7 exons. Gene Ontology annotation, molecular function: serine-type endopeptidase inhibitor activity. The record is from RefSeq and is a predicted model, not a curated record. Gene Ontology annotation, biological process: negative regulation of endopeptidase activity. The coding region runs from base 354 to 1481 and encodes 375 amino acids.